Hepatospora eriocheir is the source of this 498-nucleotide messenger RNA. NCBI's taxonomy places the organism in Eukaryota, Fungi, Microsporidia, Hepatosporidae. The record is from the annotation of a GenBank genome assembly.
AUGACAUUUAAUCCUUCGAUAAAAAGAUUACUAAGAGAAUAUAAGUAUAUGAAAGAGCUUGAAGAUUCUAGUAUUAGCGCAGGACCGAUUUCUGAUUCAGAUUUGACACAAUGGGAAGCCUGUAUUAUAGGACCACCGGGAACACCAUAUGCCGAUGGAAUAUUCAAACUAGCUAUUAAGUUUCCACCAGACUAUCCCUUUAAACCACCAAAAGUAACCUUUAAAACUAGAAUUUAUCACUCAAAUAUUCACAACUGUAGUAUUUGUUUAGACAUACUUAAGAAUAAUUGGAGUCCUGCAUUGACUAUUGAAAAAGUAUUAAUUUCAAUCACAUCACUUCUUAAUGAUCAGAAUGCCGAUGAUCCACUGUUUCGUCAAGCAGCCUAUGAUUUUAAGGAAAAUCGUGAGGAAUUUAAUAGAAUUGCAAGGGAGUGGACAAGGAAAUAUGCUUCACCUGAUAGGGUCGAUAAAAACAAUUCUGAUGAACAAGAAGAAUAA